AUGGGUGACAGAGCGACCAUGUUCCAAGUUACCGCGAGCGAUUCCCGACGCUGCAAAGAAUUGUAUCGGAACACGGCAUAUUUCGCUGGAGAGAGCUAUUUCAAGUACAGUGGACAAGAUGCGAGCAAUUGGUAUGGUACUAUCGCAACGCUGUGGGCACUUUCACCAGUGCGGCUGCUUCGUGAUUUGCAACAACGCAGAAUUUCAAUGAACGAUGUUGAUCGUCCGAUCGAGCACGAUCUUGCGCGGCGUGAUUGCCGACAGCCUGCUAAUGACUAUGCGACUUUGAUUAUUGUGAGCUUGCCCACCACGCAUUCAAUCAUAGGGCGCGAUGUUGUCAUCUCAGCUGCCACUGUGUUACGAGCUGUGACAGCGUCCGAGGACCGAGUUAUUCGCAGUAACUGUGAUCGGAUCAAGCCGUGUGUCUCUGUACGGACAACGGCGACCUUGCAGGACUCAGAUGGUUUGAUGCAGCAGCCAGCUUGA
Aureobasidium subglaciale EXF-2481 is the source of this 486-nucleotide messenger RNA. RefSeq lists its product as uncharacterized. The coding region runs from base 1 to 486 and encodes 161 amino acids. The transcript has a single exon. The record is from RefSeq and is a predicted model, not a curated record. NCBI's taxonomy places the organism in Eukaryota, Fungi, Ascomycota, Dothideomycetes, Dothideales, Saccotheciaceae.